Rotaria sp. Silwood2 is the source of this 1311-nucleotide messenger RNA. The record is from the annotation of a GenBank genome assembly. NCBI's taxonomy places the organism in Eukaryota, Metazoa, Rotifera, Eurotatoria, Philodinida, Philodinidae.
AUGUUACGAAUAUUAUUAAUAAUUAUAUUCUUAUCAUAUUAUCAAGCCGAAAGUAUUCAAAUUGAAUAUCCACCUAGUAAACAUAUUGUAGAACGAAUACGUACGGAUCUUAAUGCAAUCGAUCAAAUUUUUCGAUAUUAUAUUAUUCCACGGGAAAUUCAAUUUCAUGCCGAUGCUUUACAAGGUCAAUUACCAUUUUUUUUAAAAUGUAAAGGAUCAAAAAGUUCAAUAAAUUUUACUGUUCCAAUAGCAGCGAUUGAUCAUUUGUCUCUUAAUAUGGAUUAUAGUUCUUAUACAAUUACUGCUACAUUAAGAAGAAAUCAACUUCGAUCAGAGCUUGUCGGACGUUAUACAUGUUUAGAAAUGAUUGAUGAUAAACAAAUUGAAACAUCUGUUCAUGUAUUUAUUCAAGAUGGAAAUUCUGUUUUUACAAAAAGAGUUUAUCCGAAAAUUUUUAAACAAACAGGUAUUCAUUUUUUUAAUUUACCAUGUCAAACAACAAGUUGGUAUCCACGAAUGUUAUGUCCAAUGUCAGCUGAUACAAGACAAUGUAAAGUACGUGAAUGUAAUUCAAGAGAACGUCAAGUUAAUGAACUUAAAUGUAAUACACCUAUAUGUGAUGGACAAGAUAUAUGUAUUCCUGUUUAUUAUACACCAUCAGAUUUACAACCUACAAAAGUUUUUUUUGAUCCACAAAUUGGUUUUGCAUUAGAAAAUCCGACAAUACCAAAGAUAUUAACUGAAUUUAUUUGUAUGAGUAAUUAUACACCAAGUCAAAUAUCAAAAAUCCCAUUUGAUUCAUUCGAUCCUGAUUUUGUUCAAAUUCAUCAACCAAGUUUAAAUGUAAUGCCAGAUGAAACUGUAAGAUUAAGUUGUGAAAUUCAAUAUGGAACAAAAGUUGGUCGAAAACUACCAAAUAUUUUUUGGUUUGAAGAUAUUUAUAAUCUUAAUCUUGUAGCAAAUGAAACUGGAAAAGCUUCAUUUAAUGUUUUUACACAAAUUUAUAGUCGAAAUAGUUCAAUAACUCUUCGUGGUUUUAAAGCAAAUCAAGUUUAUCGAUUUUAUUGUGUACGUGUAUCUGAACAAGGAAUUUAUUCACGUUCUGUUGAUAUUAAAUGUAUUGAUGAACCAUCACUUGAUCUUGAAGUUACUUCAAGUGGAUCAGAUACUUAUGAUCAAGUGUCUUAUGGUUCAGAUAGUAGUUAUGAUAUAACUAUUUUUACUAUUCCACGUUCAAAAAUUCUACUUGAAAUAACACGUAAUGGAUUAUCAUUAGCAAAUGAUAAACGAUUUGAACUAACACUUCUGUAA